This is a messenger RNA of Cottoperca gobio, 1660 nucleotides long. It is a transcript of the gene mest, whose product is annotated as mesoderm specific transcript. Bases 179 to 1159 code for a protein of 326 amino acids. Gene Ontology annotation, biological process: acylglycerol catabolic process. Gene Ontology annotation, cellular component: membrane. The record is from RefSeq and is a predicted model, not a curated record. The transcript is spliced from 12 exons. NCBI's taxonomy places the organism in Eukaryota, Metazoa, Chordata, Actinopteri, Perciformes, Bovichtidae. Gene Ontology annotation, molecular function: monoacylglycerol lipase activity.
AGUCUGCCUAGCAACAGGAGUGAGACGUCUGCUCUUUUCUUCUUCUCUGCAAACCGUCGCUCCUUUCCGCUCCGCAGGAAUUUCUUCUGCAGUAAUGGACUCACUGGGCGAAGGUCUGCCAACGACAGGUCGCAACAUUUCUAGGCAGGAAUGAGACUCCCCCAUCGCUGAGCUCAAGAUGAGAGAGUGGUGGAUACAUGUGGGUUUGAUCUGCAUCCCGCUGGUGGCCGUGUACCUGCACAUCCCGCCCCCUCACCUGUCCCCUGCCCUGCAGAAGUGGCACAGUGCCGGGGAGGUGUUCCACUUCCGAGGCAGGGAGAUCUUCUACAGAGAUUCCUAUGGUGCUUUGGGAAGCUCCGAUGUCAUCGUUCUGCUCCAUGGCUUCCCCACCUCCAGCUUCGACUGGAACAAGAUCUGGGAGCCGCUCACUCAGCGCUUCCAUCGAGUCAUUGCACUGGACUUCCUGGGUUUUGGCUUCAGUGACAAGCCUCGACCCCACAGGUACUCCUUCUUCGAGCAGGCCAGUGUGGUGGAGGCCCUGGUGGCUCACUUGGGUCUGAGCAAUCAGCGACUGAAUCUGCUGUCACAUGAUUAUGGAGACACUGUGGCCCUGGAGCUGCUCUACAGAAGUGACCAAAACCGCACGGGUCACCUGACCUUUAACAGCCUGUGUCUUUCUAACGGAGGAUUAUUCCCAGAAACACAUUACCCACGUUUGCUGCAGACGCUUCUGAAGGACUCCACUUUUCUGGCUCCAAUUCUGAUGCGUAUCACCAACUCUAUGAUCUUCCAAAAAGGGAUUGGAGAUGUGUUCGGCCCGUACACGCAGCCCACAGACGCUGAGUUCUGGGACAUGUGGACGGGUUUACGCCACAACGAUGGCAACUUAGUGUUGGACAGUAUUCUGCAGUACAUCAACCAGAGAUUGAAACACCGAGAGCGAUGGGUGGGCGCGCUCACCUCCACCUUCGUCCCACUGCACAUGAUCUACGGACCCCUGGACCCGGUCAACCCUCAUCCUGAGUUUAUCCGUCUUUACCAGCAGCUGGUCCAGAGGUCCACGAUCACCGUGUUGGACGAACACAUCAGCCACUAUCCUCAGCUGGAAGAUCCCACAGGCUUCCUCAAUGCAUAUUUCAAUUUUAUUAACUCUUUCUGAAGAGAUACCAAAUGCAAGGCAUUAAUUCAUGAAUUAAUUCAGACCUGUUAACAAGCAGUUUUGUUUUUUUGUUGCAACAUUUAUUCAGUGUUAGAAAUGGUCACAUGUGGUGCAGAGAGCUUUCCUGAUGAUUGUAGCCAGGAGUAGUGCUGCAUCAGUCUGAGCUCUAGUCACCGGUGAUGGGUUCAUUUACCAGCAUCUAUCCCUAAAUGUCAACUACCAUCGACGACAACUGUGAGCUAGCAACCGGACUAAUGUACUCGAUGUGAGUUUAUAGACCCUCUUCCAGCAUAAUACUGAAGGUUGUUAGGUCGUGUGAUUAUUUAACUUUUCUGUGGGACAGUUUUGAUUCCCUCCAUUUUCAGUUUUUAGUCCUACAGAUACAUUCUGAAAGAAUUUUGAUAUGAUUUUCUACAUUUCUCUUGAUGUCAAUGAAAAUGUCAACUUUUCUUCAAAUAAAACUAGUUUUGUAAUAAAUAAAAAAGGUGUGAAUGAAUGAAA